UGGCUCUAGAAGCAAGAAAAUUCUAUGUAACCUAGAUGGCGCUGUGAAAUUCUUUCUUUAAUUGUUCGGGAAGUUGUAAAGUAUAUAGGUGGUGAUUGUGGUGAAGCCACUGAAGAUUAGAAAAUGGCAAAGACAAAGAACCAUACCAAUCACAAUCAGAACCGUAAGGAUCACCGCAAUGGUAUUUACAAGGCCAAACGAGAGAGGAAGCCUUCCAUGAAAGGAGUUGAUCCCAAGUUUUUGAGGAAUUUGCGAUUUGCUCGUAAACAUAACAAGAAGCCUCACAAACAGCAGCCAAAAAGUACAUAAAUGAUUGUAACUUUCAAGAUCAGAAUUCUGUACAAAUAAAAUCUCCAUUGUAAAUGGUGUUCCUUGUCCUGAAAAGUUGUCUUUUAAGUCAUGUAUUAAAAAUGUUUACAUUUAGUCUUUAAACAUUUGUAAUGUUUGUAACAUAAGGUACAAAACAAAUUCACAAUUUAAGUGAGCUAAAGUUUGUGUAAUAGAUGGCAGUAUCCAAUUAGCUUAAUGAUGUAAUUGAUACCUAAAAGUAUAAACAUUGAAGAAGAAAUACUAUAAAUAAGAAUUAAGAGUACCAGUGUAACAACAUUUGAAGUUUCAAAUAGUAAUGUCAUUACGGUAUGAAAGAAGUAAUAAAAUCAAUGUUUUCUUUA
This is a messenger RNA of Limulus polyphemus (Atlantic horseshoe crab), 671 nucleotides long. RefSeq names its product 60S ribosomal protein L29-like (gene RpL29). Gene Ontology annotation, biological process: cytoplasmic translation. Gene Ontology annotation, molecular function: structural constituent of ribosome. NCBI's taxonomy places the organism in Eukaryota, Metazoa, Arthropoda, Merostomata, Xiphosura, Limulidae. Gene Ontology annotation, cellular component: cytosolic large ribosomal subunit; ribosome. The transcript is spliced from 4 exons. The record is from RefSeq and is a predicted model, not a curated record. The coding region runs from base 124 to 309 and encodes 61 amino acids.